UCCCCGCAGGCUGCUGAAGGGGGACGUGAGGCACGCCGAGCCGCGGGGAUGCAGAGCAUCAAGUGCGUGGUGGUAGGCGACGGGGCGGUGGGGAAGACCUGCCUGCUCAUCUGCUACACCACCAACGCCUUCCCCAAGGAGUACAUCCCCACCGUCUUUGACAACUACAGUGCCCAGAACACGGUGGAUGGCAGGACUAUUAACUUAAACCUCUGGGACACGGCCGGCCAGGAGGAGUACGACCGCCUCCGGACGCUUUCCUACCCCCAGACCAAUGUCUUCAUCAUCUGCUUCUCCAUCGCCAGCCCACCCUCCUACGAGAACGUCAAGCACAAGUGGUACCCGGAGGUGUGCCACCACUGCCCCAGCGUGCCCAUCCUCCUCGUCGGCACCAAGAAGGAUCUGAGAAACAACCCUGAGACCAUGAAGCGGCUCAAGGAGCAGAACCAGGCGCCCAUAACCACCCAGCAAGGCAUCAGCCUCUCCAAGCAGAUCCGCGCUGUCAAGUAUCUGGAGUGCUCAGCACUCAACCAGGAGGGCAUCAAGGAUGUCUUCACCGAGGCGGUGAGGGCCGUGCUCAACCCCGUCCCGGCCAAGCCCAAGAAGCCCUGUGUCCUCUUGUGACCGGGCUGCCGGUGAUCAGCAAGAGACG
Molecule: messenger RNA, 652 nt
Organism: Gavia stellata (red-throated loon)
Lineage: Eukaryota; Metazoa; Chordata; Aves; Gaviiformes; Gaviidae
Gene: RHOG
Product: ras homolog family member G
Exons: 1
Coding region: 49-624 (191 amino acids)
Biological process (GO): establishment or maintenance of cell polarity; actin filament organization; cortical cytoskeleton organization
Cellular component (GO): plasma membrane; cell projection; cytoskeleton
Molecular function (GO): GTP binding; protein kinase binding; GTPase activity
Source: RefSeq, a predicted model, not a curated record